Molecule: messenger RNA, 3201 nt
Organism: Pectinophora gossypiella (pink bollworm)
Lineage: Eukaryota; Metazoa; Arthropoda; Insecta; Lepidoptera; Gelechiidae
Exons: 5
Coding region: 1-3201 (1066 amino acids)
Source: RefSeq, a predicted model, not a curated record
AUGAGUGCAGUAAUGAUCACACAUUAUACAUCAAAGCGAAAUAUCGCUUACAAACGAUUAUCGGAUGCUGUUGCCCUCGCUCGAAGGUUUGCCUUAACAGAGUCUAAUGCUGCACCAGAGAAUAUCAAAGAGCAGGAGAAGUAUCAAGAGGAAGCUGAUGAUAUGUACUUUGAAGUGCUGGAAAUAAUGAAAAAGCAUUUACAUAAAAAAGAACAGAGUGAUAUUAAACCUUCUAUUGACACUUCAAAGCACCAGAACUUGAAACUUCCUCCCAUGAAAUUGCCAACGUUUUUGGGACAGCUAAAAGAUUUUCCAGGAUUUAUUGACUUAUAUAACACACUGGUGCAUCAUCGGAAAGACUUAUCAAAUGUAGAAAAGUUUCAAUAUUUAAUAACUUCUUUAUCAGGAGAACCAAUUAACAUUAUUCGAGCUUUUCCUAUAUCUGAAGCAAAUUAUCAACAUGCCUAUGAUGCUUUGGUGGAUAGAUGCAAGACUUGUAAUCAACGGCAUAACAGCUUGCUACAUUUUCCUGUCAAACAAAAUCAAAAGACUGCUUCGAAUCAGCAAUCAGCACCUUCACCACCAUCUUCGGAAAAUGUUAUCACUCCAGUAACAUCCUUAUCAAACAUUUCUAACAGUUCAGAUUCAUCAUUCGUGUUGCUUGCCACAGCAGAGGUUGAAGUGAAAGAUGGAUUUGGUGCAUAUCAGAGAGUUCGAGUUCUUCUGGACCCGGGUAGUCAAAGCCAUAUCAUUACCAGCAGCUGUGCACGACGUUUAGGUUUGACUAAGUACAAGACCAACACUCCCAUGUCGGGUAUAGGUGAGGCUCCAGCGCAGUCCAGUGGUAGGGUGUUCCUCGAGAUCCGUCCAAUUGGUAAAUCUGAGCCUUCCUUUGUGACCGAAGCAUUGACCUUGGACAAGAUUUGUGGUGACAUGCCCACCCAUCAUGUAAAUCAAAACAAUUUUAAACAUGUAGUAAAUCUGAAAUUGGCUGAUGAGCGUUAUCAUCAGUCUCGAGCAGUGGAUAUUUUGAUGGGGGGAGAACUGUUUCCACAAAUUUUGUUGCCGGGGAAAGUGGAGGGUGAAAAUCAAGGUGCUACCGCUAUCAAUACAAUUUUCGGGUAUGUCCUUAUGGGACGUACACCAACAUCAUCGAGUGACUCCAUUCCUACUCCUCUAUCAGUAAAUCAUGUAUCAAUUGACGCGAAUCUCGAUGUCGCAGUUCAAAAGUUGUGGGAAAUGGAUAACAUCUCAUCUGAACCGAAGUGUCAAUCAGCAGAUGACAUUCGGUGUGAACAAAUCUAUCAAUCAACUACUCGUCGUGAUAGCGAAGGACGUUACGUUGUUCAGUUACCUUUUCGCGAUCAAUUACCAGUUUUUGAAGAUUCGUAUUCUAAUGCGUAUCGUCGUUUUCAACAAAUUGAAAAGAAAUUAAUUCAAAAUUUAGCAUUUCAAAAACAAUACAAUGAACAUAUUUUGGAAUACCUGUCGAGUAGUCAAAUGGAAGUGGUGCCGCCGGAAGAGUGCCGAUCUCCUAAAGCAUAUUAUAUUCCACAUUUUGCGGUAGUGAAACCCGGGCAGCUUCGCGUGGUUUACGACGCUUCUGCAAAGGAUAAAGUAGGCAUUUCCUUGAAUGACACUCUUUUGACGGGACCAAAACUUCAAGCAGAGAUAACAGAUAUAUUGUGGCGUUUUCGUCUUCAUAACAUUGUGUUCACGACGGACAUUCGACAGAUGUAUCGUCGCAUCAUAGUAACAGAUAAGCAUCGUGAUUACCAACGCAUUCUUUUCAGGAGUAACCCUGAUGAACCCGUUCAGGAAUAUCGUCUUAACCGUGUCACCUUCGGUGUUUCAUCAGCGCCAUUCUUGGCCAUUCGCACGAUCCAACAAUUAGCUCAAGAUGAAGAGGAGUCAUUUCCAGUUGCUGCGCAAAUUUUGCGUCAAGAUCUCUACGUCGAUGACGUCGUUACAGGAUGUAGUACCGUAGAGCAGGCUUUAGAACGUCAACAGCAACUUAUAGGCAUAAUGGGGUCUGGAGGAUUUGAGCUUCGUAAGUGGUCCAGCAAUCAUACCGCUGUGCUGCAAAGCAUUCCUGAAAAUCAUAGGGCGGUUCCAGGUGUUACUUUUGAUAGUGACAGCAAUUUUGUGAAGGUGCUAGGUUUAGCCUGGAAUUCACAAAAUGACACUUUCGAAUAUCAAGUAAAUCAAAUCAAAAGAGAUUGUACUAAGCGUACCAUGUUGUCAGAGUUGGCGCGUAUCUACGAUCCCAUCGGGCUUCUUACUCCAUUAACAUUUAUGGCUAAACAUUUAAUCCAGCGAUUGUGGUUGUUGGGAACAUCAUGGGAUGAAGCCGUUCCCGGUGAGAUUCAUCAAAUAUGGAUGAAGUAUACAGAGCAGUUACCUCAUUUAUCGCAGCUUCGAAUUCCUAGGCGUAUAACUAAAAAUGACACAGUUACUUACCAACUCCAUGGGUUCUCGGAUGCAAGCGAAGCGGGGUACGCCGGUGUAGUGUAUCUUCGGUCCACUGACGAGCGAAAUCAACAUCACGUGGCCCUCGUAGGGGCAAGAUCAAGAGUAGCUCCAACCAAACGUAGAACGCUGCCUCGCCUUGAGCUUUGUGGUGCGACUUUGCUCGCAGAACUUAUGAUGCAUAUCAAAAACCUGUAUGCAGAUAUGAUCACCAUCGAAGGUGUAUGGGCUUGGUGUGAUUCCACGAUAGUGUUGUCUUGGAUCAACUCAAAUUCAACAGAUUAUAAAGCCUUCGUUGGCAAUCGUAUAUCAAUCAUUCAAAGAAAGAUUCCGGAUGCUAAGUGGAUGCAUGUCUCCGGUAAGCAAAAUCCCGCAGAUUGCGCAAGUCGCGGGCUAACUCCAGAUGAGUUAAUCAAUCAUAAUUCAUGGUGGACAGGUCCUGAGUGGCUGUCUCACGAUCAGCAUCAUUGGCCUAUUGAGCCUGAUACAACCAAAUCACCUCCAAUCGAUCCUGAAAUAUCAUGUGAAAGGCCUUCUAAACUUCACCGUGAACAAGUAAUAAGGGGCGCCCCUCAGGAACAGCAUUCCAGCCAAGUUCAGAGCCUCAUCACACCUAGGUACAGUACAUUUCAGCUUGUUUCUAUUGAUAUUGUCUUCCAGUCGCCUGAGAAAAUGCUGAAUGUCAAGGAAGGUGUAAUGGAAAGGAAUAACAUGCAAGAGAGUGAACUAUAG